ACUUAUCUGGAUAGUAGACCCAAUGCGGGUUGCACGUCGUAUCCAUGGAAAGACUGACGAUGCUCUUCCUCGUGCCUCUCCUGGUAAACCUCAUCGUGGUGAGCGGCCAGCAAGCGCCAUGCAACAUCAACGGAGUGGUGUACCAGCCCGGGGAGCGGUACGUGGCACCAGGAGGUAUUCCAUGUAAAAUGGUAAAAUGUGGAGAUCCGGCCGACAUCGAGUAUGGUUGCAGGAGCCAGGUGAACGCCACCACAUGUCUGAAGCCUAACGAUGUGGAGGAGAUGGACUGUGUGACCUACACGUGCACCUAUCACAAGGAUGUAGCGCACGGUGUGCUGACAAAGGAUCCCGAUCAGAAAACACGUUGCAGCAUCGGGGGGAAGUGCUACAGCGCCGGCGAUGGGCCCAAUCUGUGCACCAAGUGCCAGAAGAAUGAAGAUAACACGACGGGCGUAAUGGCAGGCUGUUUGCUCAGUGACGGAACGUGUGCGUCACCGGGGUCAGAGGUCCAGAUCGGAUGUGAGAUCAAGGCCUGUGCAGUUCUGAACAAUGUCGUGUCGAUCCACACAGUCUCAACAACAGGAUGUUCGUAUCAGGGCCAGUGCUAUGUGGAAGGCAGGGUGAAGUACAGUCUUGGAUGCAAUACAUGCAAGCGAGACUCAAAGACGGGGAUGCACUACUGGCACGCAGAGUGUCUGGAUGUCAGGAACUACCAAUGUUUCAAGAAAGGCGCCGUACACGACUUCUUCUGUAACAGCUUCAUCUGCUCCAACAGGGGCGCUGUGGGAUGGUGGUAUCAUAACGCCACCAGCUGCCAAGUGUCGGAGAAAGACUGUGUGGUCUAUAACACGACGUCGGUGAGAGAAGGGUUCUGUUACUACUGUGACCAUCAAACCGGAGGGCCGCCAAGCGUAGCCUGUAACCAGUGUGGCAAGUGCGUGCGGCCCGGAGAGUCAGUCACCUGCGGUGAUGGCAAGAAAUACACCUGUCAGGAAUCGACCACAGGCGCUUCUGAGAAGAAGGUCAUCUGCAAAGUCAAUGGCGUUUCGUUUGAGGAGGACACAAACAAAACUAUCAACUGCAACACCUUCCAGUGCACCAAGUACGGCAUCAGACAACUGACAGCACAAUGUGGUCUUGAGGGCAAAUGUUACAAAGCUGGCGAAAUUGUCGAUCAGAGUCGAUGCCUCACCUGUGUUGCUGAGGGAAAUGAAACUCGUCUUGAAGGAGGCUGCAGACAUCAGGGCAAGUGUUACAACGAGGGGAAGACAGUCCGUCUCAACUGCAAGACCAUGCAGUGCGUCCGACAAGCCAACGUCAUGAGGUUUAUUGAAGCCGAAGACCAACCAACACCUUGUCGUUGCCACAAUGAAUGCUACCCUCUCGGUCCAUUCUCCUACUCCAAUGACAAGAUAUGCGCCUAUUGUUGGCCAAACGGGAAAAUUGAUUAUUCGUGCAAGCUGUCCAAUGGGGACUGUCUGAAGGUAAACGAGGAGGAACAGAGUCCUGUGUUAGGAUGCUACAGGAUGAAGUGUACCUACGAAAACAGCACCAGGACGCUGAAGAUUGACAAGGCUCCAGGUCAACCUUUGCAAUGUCUCCUCCCGGACAGCACAUGCAUAAAGGAAGGCGAGAGGAAAGUGGUCGAUGGUCACAAUUACAGAUGUACUGGAAAAGAUAUGUGCAUUGUUGGGGACAAGGACCUUCCACUGGGUGACUCCAUGCAGUACUACUGCCACGACGUGGUCUGCGAGGAGGAAAUGGUCCAGGGACGCAAGACUCUUAAGACGUUCGUCAAGGAAUAUGGUUGCAAGGUUGGCGACAGCUGCAAGAAGCUGAAUGAGACGUUUGACGUCAACUGUGACCAGUACGAAUGUAAACUGGCACCCGGAGAUACGUACGCCAAGGCUGUGAAGACUGAAGACAUGUGUUCAUUCAAUGGAAAUUGCAUAAAGAAGGGAACGAAGUUCAUGAGCGACAACUGUGUCAACAGAGAAUGCAACUCUGAGGCCAAGCUGGUGGUGAAAGACGUAGGUUGCAAAUCCACAUUGACCGGCGCCUGCUUGAAAGUUGGGGAAUCUGUCACUGUUGGUAACAAGAGGGAGCAGUGUGGGACAAACAGCGACAGCAACAGCAACAGCAACAGCAACAGUAACAGUAACAGUAACAGCAACAGCCAAUCUAGUUCAAGCUCUAGCUAUGUGUGUCGGCUGAGCACGGGCCAAAAGGUUGCUUACAACGAGACGAUCCAUAUUUACUGCAACACCUACAUAUGCCAGACAAGGAACAGAGUCACAAACCUUUACAUCCUCAGCAAACCUCAAUGUCAACUCACGAUGAACGGCAAGAAGGAAUGUUUCGACGCCGGAACAUCCAAACACUGCGUCAAGUGCAUAUUCAACCACGUCUCACAAAGCGUCAGCUUUGAACAAACAUGCAUUGCUGAUAACGGAGACUGCGUGUUGCCAGGGGCAACAGCCCCUUACAACUGUGGAACGGCUGUCUGCAACAAGGAAACCUACAGAAUGGACAUUGUGGAGAAGAAACAAUGUGCUUUCAGACAAGGAAAUGAUGUCAAGUGUGUACCUACAGAUGGGUUUACCCAGAUCGUUAGCGGUGGGAGAACUUACGACAAAUGCAAAUGCAAAACCCCUGAGACAAACUCUGUGAAAUGUUACGCUUGAAGAGGCAAGCUUAACCGUUAACGUAGUGUUAACGAGUCUCCGAUAUUUCGAAACCAACCAGAAGAGUAUAUUUCCAGAAUUCUUUAACAUGUUUCUGCCUCAUUGACAUUUCGCAGUGUUUUUUGCUGACAGUGAUAGAAAAUUCAACAAAAACCACAAAACAUAAAGGUCAAUAUUGCUUUAUAAUUAUCAAUAAUAACUGUUGGGAAGGGUUCAGAAUUGGGUCUUCGUUGUAUAAACACAGAACAAUAAACACGGUAUCGGGA
Molecule: messenger RNA, 2950 nt
Organism: Haliotis rubra (blacklip abalone)
Lineage: Eukaryota; Metazoa; Mollusca; Gastropoda; Lepetellida; Haliotidae
Exons: 24
Coding region: 45-2684 (879 amino acids)
Source: RefSeq, a predicted model, not a curated record